AUGGUUGCCUCUCUUGAGAAUUAUGCGCUUCGGCAACGGCGAUUCGCACCUCUCAAUCCAGCCCUCUCGCAUUCCUCUCAGGCACCGCGGCUGAAGGGAAUCGUGUUUGAUGUGGACGGAACAUUAUGCCUCCCCCAGAAUUACAUGUUUGCCGAAAUGCGAGCUGCAUUGGGAAUCGACAAGAAAGUCGAUAUCCUGCAUCAUAUCCGGCAGCUUCCUACGCAUGAGGAACGCACCGCCGCAGCCGAGAAGGUCAAAGCCGUCGAGCGCGAGGCCAUGAAGCACCAGCAGCCUCAGCCGGGUCUCGUGGACCUCAUGGACUACCUCCAGUCCCGUGGCUUGUACAGAGCGCUCUGUACGCGCAACUUCGAGGCUCCCGUAAUGCAUCUCCUCCAGAACCAUCUUCCAGCCCAUGUCUUCCUGCCCAUCAUCACGCGGGAAACACCCGGUCUGCUUCCCAAGCCUGACCCCGCAGGCAUCCUGCAUAUUGCGCGGGAAUGGGGGCUCGACAACCGUGCCGAAAAUAUGAUUAUGGUCGGCGACAGCCUUGAUGACAUGACGGCCGGUCAUACCGCAGGCGCCGCGACUGUGUUACUUCUCAAUGAGCACAAUAUGCAUCUCAAAGACCAUGCUCAUACGGACCUCUGCAUCGACCGACUAGAUGACUUGAUUGACAUUCUAGAGAACGGUUUCGUUGGUCACCAGGGCAGUGAUAAACCCCCAACCACUGAAGAGGAGGGAUAA
Molecule: messenger RNA, 744 nt
Organism: Aspergillus clavatus NRRL 1
Lineage: Eukaryota; Fungi; Ascomycota; Eurotiomycetes; Eurotiales; Aspergillaceae
Product: putative haloacid dehalogenase-like hydrolase
Exons: 5
Coding region: 1-744 (247 amino acids)
Source: RefSeq, a predicted model, not a curated record